AUGGCUAGCAACACUUUGCUUGAAUCGGUGGCGGCGUUUGAGUCGCAAGCUAAGCGUGCUGGUCUCAAUGAGCAGUGGAUUGAAGCGUUUGGGAGGAAUGAUCUCAACAAGUUAGGGCGUUUGGCAUAUGCAGUGACAACGCCUGGUGUUGCUCCUACAACUGAACAAGUGACAGACUUCAUGAAUCAUUUGCGUCUUGGUGUGGGCCCUACACUCAGUGAGAUAACAGCUGUGAAGCGUGUGUUGUUUGAAGCACAGACGUUGACCAUUGCAAGCCUACGUUCAACUGUGCACUCACCUGAUGAUGCCAGCACACGUAGGGUAGCACCUGCUGAGCGUUCUGCAAGAAUCGAAGCCCAGCGUCAGCGACUUCAAGGUGACAAGCCAGACAAGCAGAUCAAGCUUGAUGAGACGCGCAGCAGCCUGGUGGUAAAGGACAAACCACAUGAUCAAGAGACAGACAUCACCAGUGACCUCAGUCUGUUGCAAGCUAUGACACGUCGUGCAUUAGCUAUGGAUUUGGUGGGCAUUGCAUCUUACAAUACAGUUAUGAAGUUUGUGAACCGUUUGUUUGCGCUGUUAACCCAGUUACCUGCACCUGGGUUUGGACGUCCAGGGCAUGCGCAACUUUUGCGCGCUGACAGGCAAGCUUUCAUGAGGCUGGCAGAAACAGUGUCACCGCCUUACCACAUCAAUGCAGCUGGAGUUUUACCACUUGAUUUGGCAUUUGAUCAGUUGCACAAUGAUGUCACAGUGACAUAUCAUAUGCUGCCGGUGCCUUUGGGACGCCACCGUGAUGAUGAUAAGACUUCGAAUGCGACCAGUACAAAGACUCCCCCAAUCAAGAAAACGCCCGGGGGUAACAAGACUGGAGGUGCCCCUAGCUCCAAGGGCAAAGGGGGAGGCAAGAACAAGAGACAGCCGAUGCCACAUCAGCUUCAUGGGAUGCAUCACAAGACGCCUUCAGGGAAAGCAAUCUGUUUCAACUUCAAUCUGGGCAAGUGCAAGGUGAUUUGUUUGGACCUUCAGAAACCUGAAGUUCAAGAGAUGGUCAUGCAAUGGGUGUCAGACCCGAGAUGCGUUUGGGUCCAUUUUGGGAUUCCAUGCGGUACAGCUUCUCGUGCACGGGAGCGUAGGAUGUCAAAGACACAUUUUGGGCCACGGCCGAUGCGGUCAAAGCACUUCCCAGAUGGACUACCUCCACAUUUGCUGAGUCAGAAUUCGCGUGACCGGCUCAGGGCAGCCAACAGGUUGUAUCACUUCAUGCAAAAGCUCAUUUUGAGCUUGCCUUCCACUACAGUUUGGACCAUUGAGAAUCCGUUGCGAAGCUGGCUUUGGCAAACCUCAUAUUUCCAGCAAAUCCAGGAGCAGACCAAGGUUUUGUUUUUUCAGUUUGAUAUGUGUAUGUUUGGUGGCAAACGACUGAAGCGUACUGGCAUCGCCACCAACUGUGAGAACCUGGGUUCUUAUGCAAUUCAAUGUGAUGGCUUACAUGAACAUGCACCUUAUGAGUUUCGUGAUGGGCAAUUUGACACUGCUUUGGAAGCCGAGUAUCCAAAGAAUUUUUGUGAAGUUUUGGUGCGUGGGGUGGCAGAGCAUUUACAGAAACUCCAUCAAUGGGGUCCUUUAGACCUUGCCAAGCGUGUAAAACUGGCACGGUCGGCUGCAGUGGCUACGAAUCAACAGCCAAAACGUAUACCACAGCUUGUACCUGAAUUUCAAAAGGUGCUACAAGUACGUCAUGUGCCCAGAGCUGUCGAUAUUCCUUUGGAUUCGAAGCGAAAUACAAUGCAAUGCCAUAAUUUUCUAUGUGACAAUGAUGAAAUUUUCAUUCCAUGCCAGACUCGUAUGCUUUGCCGCACUCCUCAAAAGGGGUGUACCAGUUGCGGCGAUAGUACUGUUGCCUUGGACUUGCUGCAGGCGAAUGUUACACAAAGUUUGGGUGAUGGUAUGACGGCAACAGAGGACAAAACUGACAAGGACUGCAACCAAUGUGCAGGGGUCCGGCAGGUGAAAUGUGACAAAGAGUUUGAAUCGGAUGAACUUAUUUUUGGUCGUUUUUGGUCACCUGAGUUUUUCUUGGAACAGGUAGCACUUGCGGGACACCCUCAACACCUCAUGUCAGGGAUUUCGGAUGUUAUGCAGGUUGCGGUUGAUGCCAAUGUACACUGGUCUUAUCACGACAUUGUCAUUCACAGAUGCAAAUGGUUUGGCAAGUACCUACCAAUGGCCGCAGCUUUGAAAGAGAAGGAAGCUGCCAUCUUACAAGACAUGCCUGGCCCCAUGAGGAGCAUCAUGUCUGCAAAGCGCAUUGCUUUGUUGGAGCGUAUCUUGCAGGACGAAGGGUAUCCCGACAUUGGCCUGGUGCAAGAUCUCAAGCGUGGCUUUGACUUGGUGGGUGAACUGCCGACUGCCGGCGGUAUGCUGCCAGCGAAACUUGUUCCUGCUACUAUGGCGGUGGGCGAGCUUGCCCCUAACGCUGGCAGGGCUCGCGCUGCCAUGAGGACAGCUAGCGCGUCUUGUGGAGAUCCAAACUUGGAUGAGAUGCUUUACCAAAAAACCCUUGAUGAAGUCGAGAGGGGCUGGCUUCUUGGCCCGCUACCCUGGGAUUCGCUGGAGCCAAAUGCAGUUGUCUCAAGGCGCUUUGCCUUGCAGCAGGGUGAGAAGCUUCGUCCAAUAGAUGAUUACAGUAUGAGCUCAGUGAAUGCAACAGUUACAGUCAAGGACCAGGCUACAGCUGACAACGUGGAUGUAAUUUGUGCUUUGAUGUUGCAGCUUAUGACUGGGCUGCGCAGUGUUGGACGGAGCACGGAGUUGAAAGCUCGCUCCUUUGACUUGGCUGCAGCCUAUCGGCAGUUGUGUAGCAGCAGUGAGUCGGCCAUGAGCUUGCUUUUCGAAAUGUUGGGGUGGGCAUAUGAUAAAGAAGGGCCGAAAGCUGACACUUUUUCUGAAGUGGUGGCGUCUUUGGGUGUUUCAAUUUCCCUGGCCGAGACCAUUGCGGGGGAGAUCAAAGUUAUGAACACCGAGAAGCGCAAAAAAGACUUGGUUGAGCUAAUCACCAGUGUUGUGAACCUGGGCACCCUGCAGUACAAGGAGGGCCAAGUCUUGAAUGGUAAGCUGACUUUUGCACAUGGCCAGAUAUUUGGACUGGCCGGCAAAUAUGUUUUACAAGCGGUGUCAGAUCAUGUUUAUGCAAAACCUUUCAAAAAUGCUGUGAGCGAUGAACUGAGAUAUGCUUUGCAAUUUUUUCGAGACCGUUUGCUGACGGGCCUACCGAGGUCUAUUAACAUGGCUACCAGACAUACUCGAUUUGUUUUGACUGACGCCUGCCUUGAGGCGAACUUGACAGGUGGCAUCGGUGGGGUGCUGUGCAGCCCUAAGGGGCAAGUUGAAGCUUGGUUCCAACUCAAGUUGGAAUCCAACCAGGUUGAACACUUCAUGGCUCAGCUGCAGGAGAAUGCGAUCGCUGAAUUGGAAACCCUUGCUACAGUUGUGGCGAUGAAACUUUGGGCAUCGGUGUUAUGCUCACAACAUGUCGUUUUCUGCCUUGACAAUGAUGUCGCAAGAUUUGGUUUGAUAAAAGGUUACUCAAAAGCGCCAUUCGUAACAUUGCUGGUGCGACUUGCCUCCACCUUGUGCGAGGAAGCGAUGAUACUGCCUUGGUUUUUGAGGGUUGCCUCACCUUCUAACAUUGCUGACUUUCCGUCUCGUCUUCAGAGGCAUCCUUUGUUGAAAAAUCAAAAGAUGAUUGCACACAACGUGGUGCUGGCAGCUUUCCAAUAUGCACUGGAGUUUGUUUUCCGUCCCCAUAAGUGA
Molecule: messenger RNA, 3816 nt
Organism: Cladocopium goreaui
Lineage: Eukaryota; Dinophyceae; Suessiales; Symbiodiniaceae
Source: the annotation of a GenBank genome assembly